Molecule: messenger RNA, 695 nt
Organism: Python bivittatus (Burmese python)
Lineage: Eukaryota; Metazoa; Chordata; Lepidosauria; Squamata; Pythonidae
Gene: MIX23
Product: mitochondrial matrix import factor 23
Cellular component (GO): mitochondrion; mitochondrial intermembrane space
Source: RefSeq, a predicted model, not a curated record
GCCUGCCUCCGUCACGCCUUCUAAUUGGCUGCCGUUGAGGUCUUCCAAUAUGGCAGCGCCCGGCUCUGCUCUGAAUUGCGAGGACUUCGCGGAGUUUCAGGAAUUGCUCAGGGUGAUGAGAACAAUUGAUGACAGAAUAGUCCAUGAAUUAAAUACUACAGUUCCAACAGCUUCUUUCGCAGGAAAAGUUGAUGCUAGGCAAACUUGUGAAGAACUUCAUCAUUCGUUGACAGAGGCUCAUGAAAGUAGGGAGAGAAUAAUCAAAAGCUGUAUUGCCCAAACUUCUAAUGUAGUAAAACUUCUGCAGGAAGAGAGGAAGAAAUCUCUGGAUGACAUAACAUUACUAAAACAACUCAGGAAAGAGCAGACAAAGUUGAAAUUAAUGCAGUCAGAGUUAAAUGUUGAAGAAGUGGUAAAUGACAGAAGCUGGAAGAUAUUUAAUGAACGCUGCAGAACUCACUAUAAGCCCCCAAAGACACAAUAAUGCAAAUGAGGGGGAAGAUUCCCCCAAAAGUGGUCUUCAAUCAUGCAGAUAAACUGGAAAAGAAACAUGGAAUAAAGUGCAUGGGACCUCUUGAAAAACGAUACCCACAGGAUCUAGUACAAUGAAUGAUUUUGCUGAUAAAGAUAAACCAACAGUUAAUUUGUACAAGACAUAUGAGAAGGAAAAAAAAAUUAAAAAUAUUCAGAUGGUG